AUGUCAUCAUCACCAUAUACCGGCCACGCCCCCUCCGGCUCCGUCGAGCUCGACUCCCGCAUCAUCCCAUUCUUCGAGAACUUCUAUAGAGUAUCGGAUAGCCAAACAGCCGACGAUGAAUAUGUAGACGCAUUGACCAAGGAAGGUACUCUGAUCAUGGGCACGAAGAAGGCGGUUGGGAAGGAUGAGAUUAUGACGUUGAGAAAGGGGCUCUGGAGUGGGCCGGUGAAGAAGAGACAGCAUCAUCUGCAUAGGAUUUACCCGUUCACUUCACAGGACGUGAUGAUUCACGGAAGUGUGGAUUAUGAAUUGCAUAACGGGCAGGAUGUCACGGUUCAAUGGGCUGGACAUGCUCAGUUUGUUGAGAGUGAGGAUGGGAAGUUGCGGAUGAGGUUCUAUCAGGUUUAUUUGGAUAGUGCACCGGUUGCACAGGCUGCUGCUAAAUAA
This is a messenger RNA of Lithohypha guttulata, 447 nucleotides long. RefSeq lists its product as uncharacterized. The transcript has 2 exons. The coding region runs from base 1 to 447 and encodes 148 amino acids. The record is from RefSeq and is a predicted model, not a curated record. NCBI's taxonomy places the organism in Eukaryota, Fungi, Ascomycota, Eurotiomycetes, Chaetothyriales, Trichomeriaceae.